Molecule: messenger RNA, 1629 nt
Organism: Aspergillus pseudonomiae
Lineage: Eukaryota; Fungi; Ascomycota; Eurotiomycetes; Eurotiales; Aspergillaceae
Product: mannose-1-phosphate guanyltransferase
Exons: 5
Coding region: 171-1265 (364 amino acids)
Biological process (GO): GDP-mannose biosynthetic process; cell wall mannoprotein biosynthetic process
Cellular component (GO): cytoplasm
Molecular function (GO): GTP binding; mannose-1-phosphate guanylyltransferase (GTP) activity
Source: RefSeq, a predicted model, not a curated record
UCGUUCUCUCCCUCGUACGGGAUUGCAUAUUAAUUCAUUCCCCCCUCCCCCUGCUUUCGCUUUACCCCCCCUUAUCUGGUCACUCGUUCAAAACAACCGUCGCCGCCGGUUCCUACAAUAUACCACCAUAUUAACAUUUCCCUCUCUUAACUUCGUCCCACUAUAUAAUCAUGAAGGCUCUCAUUCUUGUCGGAGGGUUUGGUACCCGUCUCCGUCCCUUGACAUUGACCCUUCCCAAACCCCUGGUGGAAUUUGGGAACCGUCCCAUGAUUUUGCACCAAGUCGAGAGCUUGGCUGCUGCUGGUGUCACGGAUAUUGUCCUGGCUGUGAACUACCGUCCAGAUGUCAUGGUUUCGGCCCUCAAGAAGUAUGAGGAACAAUACAAUGUUAAGAUCGAGUUCUCCGUCGAGUCCGAGCCCCUGGGCACUGCCGGCCCCCUGAAGUUAGCGGAGAAGAUUUUGGGCAAGGACGACUCUCCAUUUUUUGUUCUAAACUCCGACGUCAUCUGUGAUUAUCCUUUCAAGGAGCUGGCUGAGUUCCAUAAGAACCAUGGGGACGAAGGUACCAUUGUUGUUACCAAGGUUGACGAGCCCUCCAAGUAUGGUGUCGUUGUUCACAAGCCCAACCACCCUUCGCGCAUCGACCGCUUUGUCGAAAAGCCUGUUGAAUUCGUUGGCAACCGUAUCAACGCCGGUAUCUAUAUCAUGAAUCCUAGUGUGCUGAAUCGCAUUGAGCUGCGCCCGACCUCCAUUGAGCAGGAGACAUUCCCCGCUAUUUGCAAGGAUGGACAGCUCCACUCCUUUGACUUGGAGGGCUUUUGGAUGGACGUUGGUCAACCGAAGGACUUCCUCAGCGGCACUUGUCUAUACCUCACUUCCCUCGCCAAGCGCAACUCCAAGCUACUUGCACCCAACUCCGAACCCUACGUGUACGGUGGCAAUGUUAUGGUUGACCCCUCCGCCAAGAUCGGCAAGAACUGCCGCAUUGGCCCCAAUGUAGUCAUUGGACCCAACGUUGUGGUCGGUGAUGGAGUUCGUCUGCAGCGUUGUGUGCUUCUAGAGAACAGCAAGGUCAAGGACCAUGCCUGGGUUAAGUCGACCAUUGUCGGAUGGAAUAGCUCCGUAGGCCGAUGGGCUCGUUUGGAGAAUGUCACCGUGCUGGGUGACGACGUUACUAUCGCAGACGAAGUCUAUGUUAAUGGUGGAUCCAUCCUUCCUCAUAAGAGCAUCAAACAGAACGUUGAUGUUCCCGCAAUCAUUAUGUAAACCCGCUCUUCUCAUGUCGACAUGUCCUCAAAUACUUUGCUUCCAGUCGCCUGCACCUCAAAGCCGCCCGAUGCAUGGAACCGGAGUCGGUUUAUUUUUACUUCGAUUGAUUUCAAGCAGGCCUGAGCUUGACAGGAUUUCUGGGUCAAGGCCAUGACCAAUCCUUGGAAUACACGGCGGUCCUGACACCUUUCUAUUUACCUUCCCCCUUCUUGCAUAAAUCUUUUAUUCCAUUUCCUUAACCUGCUCCACCGUACGCAGGCGCUGAAUGCCUUGAUGGCGAAAGCUCUGCCCUCUACAGAUUUUUAGUAAUCUUAUGUUUCCUUCACUACGUGUUGCCGCCGACCCGUCGACUGCCUUGCGU